Messenger RNA from Pristis pectinata (smalltooth sawfish), 875 nucleotides. Its product is annotated as non-histone chromosomal protein HMG-14A-like. The coding region runs from base 139 to 435 and encodes 98 amino acids. The transcript is spliced from 6 exons. NCBI's taxonomy places the organism in Eukaryota, Metazoa, Chordata, Chondrichthyes, Rhinopristiformes, Pristidae. The record is from RefSeq and is a predicted model, not a curated record.
CAGCAUGACAUUAUCAUCCGAUUAGCAAGGUGUUUAGAAAUUGAUCUGCGCUGGUUGGGACUUGAAACUUGCAACAGUGGUUGCAACGUUAGCUGUGGUAGUGCACCCAUUAACGCAUCUCUGCCCAGUUUUGUAAUCAUGCCCCCUAAAAGGACGGCACCAAGUGAAGGUGAACAAAAACAGGAUCCAAAAGCAGUUAAGCAGCUCAGAAGAUCCGAUAGAUUGGGAAAAAAUGCUGCUGCGGCUGCGGCGGCUGCUGCUGCAGCUCCCAAGGAAGACUCCAAGCCACAGAAACGUGCCAGGAAGACUGCUCCAAAACCCAACAAACAGCCCAAAGAAAAGAUAACUAAGGAAGAAGCUGCACCUGCUCAAAAUGGUGAAACAAAAUCUGAUAAGGAACAGAAAACUGAACCUGCAAAUGAUCAGAAUGACUGAGAAACCUACCACCAUCUUCAGUCAAUUUUUGUGUACUUCCUUGUAGAAUUGAAAAUAUUUUUUAUCAAGUAUUUUGUAAAUACAAUGAUUUUUAGGAUUAGUUGUAACUUUUUAGUGUAUGUAUGCUGAUAUAAAUUGAGAAAAUAAGGAAAUUUGUAACUUACACUGCUAAAAAGCUACAAUUUUAUAAUUAGAAACGUUUUUGAUGUGUUUACUUGCUUUCUCCUGGAAAACUUUUGGAUGGGUUGUUCAAUGGGAUUCAAUUCUUUGAAAUGGUUAUUAGUGCUUCAAAGUGAUUUUAAAAAGUGGAGUUGUAAUCUUGGUUUCAAUAUUUGAAUUUUUUUAUAUAAAGCAAUAAAUGAAUGGUGACGUGUACUAAAAUUUGAUGUGAUCACCUGCUUGUCCAAUUUGCAAUAAACCAUUCUCCUGUUUACUACAGA